Messenger RNA from Mesocricetus auratus (golden hamster), 2511 nucleotides. It is a transcript of the gene Arid5a, whose product is annotated as AT-rich interaction domain 5A. Gene Ontology annotation, biological process: regulation of transcription by RNA polymerase II. The transcript has 7 exons. Gene Ontology annotation, cellular component: nucleus. Bases 568 to 2151 code for a protein of 527 amino acids. The record is from RefSeq and is a predicted model, not a curated record. Gene Ontology annotation, molecular function: transcription cis-regulatory region binding. Lineage: Eukaryota; Metazoa; Chordata; Mammalia; Rodentia; Cricetidae.
GUGUGCUCUCUUCUCGUGGAAAGCCGGGGCGGCCAGGGGCUUCCCAGGCGUUUAUCUCGAAACUCUCCUCUCCGGCUCUGGACUGAAAUUCACUGAGCCGCCCACACUUCCUGCUGCGGUUUCAAUCUCAAGCUGCUCUGGGCCCAUUUGUUGUGACAGCUGUCAGCAGCAGCUUCUCGGCCGCGGGCCCCUCCCUGCCCCUUGCCAGCCCAGCGCUUCUCAGAACCGGAGGCGCCCGGGCCGCGCGCCGCGCUUCCCACUGCGGCCGCGAUUCCUGAAAGUGACUGCGCGGGUUUUGAAGAACUUGCUCAAUGCGCUUUGAAGAAUCCACGGUUCCUCUUUCUGCCGAGGGACUUGCUGAUGGUUUGACGGCCACAGGCUUCAGCACCUCCUGCCAAAGGAAAAAGGGAGCAGUCAGAAGAGGGUGACCUCCUAGAGCUCCCUGUGUCUCCCAAGCCCAAUGGUGAGCAGAGCAGGAGCCAGAGCCCCAUCCAGGUUGAGGACUCUCCAGAGGCAGGCGAGGAGCGGGAGGAGGAACAGGCUUUCCUGGUCAGCCUCUACAAGUUCAUGAAGGAGCGACACACACCCAUUGAGAGGGUGCCCCAUCUUGGCUUCAAGCAGAUUAAUCUGUGGAAGAUCUACAAGGCAGUGGAGAAGCUGGGGGCCUAUGAGCUGGUGACGGGGCGCCGACUCUGGAAGAACGUGUAUGAUGAACUGGGGGGCAGUCCAGGCAGCACCAGCGCAGCCACGUGUACACGCCGCCACUACGAGAGGCUGGUCCUCCCGUAUGUGCGGCACCUGAAGGGGGAGGAUGACAAACCGCUGCCCCCCGCCAAGCCCAGGAAGCAAUACAAGAUGACCAAGGAGCUGAGGGGGGAGGAUGGGACCACUGAGAAGUCAAAGAAGGCCAAGGACUUGGAGAGGCAAGUGGACCAGACCGCACCAGGAAAGCCCAAAUUGGAUGCCACUGACCUGACACAGCUUCCCAGCCAGGCACGCACAAGGAAUAGCACCGAACAGCUAGGCCCAACAUCGGGGCCCUCUUUGCCAUUCAUGGGUGCUAGUGGCUGUCCUGAGGCCUACAAACGGCUCUUGUCCAGCUUUUACUGCAAGGGGGCGCAUGGCAUAAUGUCACCACUGGCCAAAAAGAAACUCCUGGCCCAGGUCAGCAAGGCAGAGGCCUUGCAGUGCCAAGAAGAGGGCUGUCGCCAUGGAGCAAGGAGCCCCAGCAAGGACCUUCAAGAAAGUCCCCAGAACCUAAGAGGACCGGCUGAGAACUCUGAACACCAGCUAACCACCCAGGAAGCACUGCAGGUCCCUGGUGGCAGCACCAAGGUGGAGGUGCAGGAGGGCCCCUGCCCCACAGCCUCCACUUUCUCAGGUUGUUUCCAUGCCUACCCCACCGAGGUGCUGAAGCCUGUCAGCCAGCACCCCAGGGACUUCUUCUCUGGCCUUAAAGACAGGGUGUUGUUGGGACCGCCUGAUAAAGGGGAAGGGCUGUCCGCCAAAGAGCCCCAGCUGCUGUGGGGUGGGGAUGCCAGCCGCCCCUCUGCAUUCCAUAAAGGCAGCUCCAGAAAAAGAAGUUUCUAUCCCAAGCCCAAAGCCUGCUGGGUAUCCCCCAUGGCCAAGGUCCCUGCUGAGAUCCCUGGAGCCACGCCAUCCCUCCAAAGCAGCCCAGGCCUUGGCAACAAGCGCAACUUGGAAGAAGAGGGCUUCACUCAUGGUGGCAAGAAACUGAGGGCAGUGUCUCCCUUUAUGAAGGAGGUGGAUACCAAGGAGUGUGGGGACAAGCCUGCAGCGCCUGGUAUGGCUGUAUCCUGUCUACUGGGCCCAGCCCUGGGGCCCACUCCUCCCGAGGCCUACAGGGGCACCAUGCUGCGGUGUCCUCUGAACUUCACCAGUAGUAGCCCAGAUCCUCUGAAGGGCCAGACCACACUCCCCUUCAGUCCCCUGGUCAUCCCAGCUUUCCCAGCCCAUCUUCUGGCUACAACAGGCCCCUCACCCAUGGCUACCAGCAUAAUGCAUUUCCCUCCCACGUCCUAUGACACUGUCCUCCGCAAUAGACUGGGUCCAGCCUCAUCUGCCUGGCACAUGCCACCCGUCACAACCUAUGCAGCACCCCAUUUCUUCCACCUCAACACCAAACUGUAGGUUAGAGCACCCACGUGCCGUGCUAGGAGGAUUUGAUGGGGUCUCAAAAGGGCGGGUGCUGCCAGGAACCUCAGGCCAGAGCCCACUGCUUAGAACUCCCAGGCCAGUUAUCCUUCCCAUGUCUGUGUGCCCCACCCCCACCCCGGCACAGAUGGGGAGGCAGUAGGCUUGUCUCAGUGAAUCAGCUUGAGCCCAACGACCAAGUUGUGGUAAAAUCACAAAAGUACCGGAGCUAGUAUUCUCUCUCCUCGGAGGUCAGGAGGACUGAACGGCUAAGGAGCUAGACAGUAGCUCAAGGCAUCCAGGUUGGCCAUGAAAGUUCCAAUAAAAAGACACUGGUGCGAUUGCACUCAGUCCUGA